This is a messenger RNA of Epinephelus fuscoguttatus (brown-marbled grouper), 6231 nucleotides long. It is a transcript of the gene appl1, whose product is annotated as adaptor protein, phosphotyrosine interaction, PH domain and leucine zipper containing 1. Gene Ontology annotation, cellular component: cytoplasm; endosome membrane. The transcript is spliced from 22 exons. NCBI's taxonomy places the organism in Eukaryota, Metazoa, Chordata, Actinopteri, Perciformes, Serranidae. Gene Ontology annotation, biological process: signaling. Gene Ontology annotation, molecular function: protein binding. The record is from RefSeq and is a predicted model, not a curated record. Bases 136 to 2262 code for a protein of 708 amino acids.
CGGAACCGGGAGGAGCUGUUUUGGGGUGUUGUGAAUUCGUGUAGCCAAGAAAUCUUGAGUGGGAGUUGUCGGGAGAGAUUUGUUGUGCGUUUUGCCCGUCGAUUCGCACUGAUCGCCACCUCGCCAGCCGUAGCCAUGCCCGGGAUAGAGAAGCUGCCGAUAGAGGAGACGCUGGAGGACAGCCCGCAGACACGCUCUCUGCUGGGAGUGUUUGAGGAGGACACUGCAGCGAUAUCCAACUACUGCACACAGCUCUAUCAGGCCAUGCAGAGGAUUUAUGAUGCACAGAAUGAGCUCAGUGCUGCGACACACCUGACCUCCAGACUGCUGAAAGAGUACGACAAACAGCGUUUUCCUCUAGGGGGCGAUGACGAGGUGAUGAGCUCCACCCUGCAGCAGUUUGCAAAAGUCAUUGAUGAGCUGAGUUCCUGUCAUGCUGUCUUGUCCACCCAGCUCGCAGAUGCCAUGAUGUUUCCCAUCACUCAGUUUAAAGAGAGAGAUCUGAAGGAGAUCCUCACUCUGAAAGAAGUCUUCCAAAUAUCCAGUGAUGAUCAUGAUGUAGCCAUUAACAGAUACAGCCGCCUGUCCAAGAGGAGGGACAACGACAAGUUGCGAGCGGAGGCCGUGGAGGACGUCUACACCUCCCGCAAGAAACAGCACCAGACCAUGAUGCACUACUUCUGCUCCCUUAACACACUACAGUACAAGAAGAAGACGGCUUUACUGGAGCCGCUGCUGGGAUACAUGCAGGCCCAGAUCAGUUUCUUUAAGCUGGGAUCAGAAAAUCUCACCCAGCAGUGGGAGGACUUCCUGGGGACCAUAGGAACCAGUGUCCAGAAUGUGCGUCGGGAGAUGGAGGAGGAGGUCGGGCAGAUGCAGCAGACCAUCCAAGAGAUGGAGAGAUCAUGUGACCCGCUGUAUGCACCGUGUGACCCCGACCCCGCCCACUCACCUGUCUGUCGCAACCUGACCAGGAAACAGGGCUACCUGCACAUCCGCAAUAAGACAGGGCUGGUAUCGUCCUCCUGGGAGCGUCAGUACUUCUUCACACAGGGUGGUAAUCUGAUGCAACAGGGCCGAGGCGAGGUGGCAGGCGGGCUGGUCACUGACCUCGACAACUGCUCUGUCAUGGCAGUCGACUGCGACGACCGUCGCUUCUGCUUCCAGGUCACUUCCUUCGACGGCAAGAAAGUGGUGACGCUGCAGUCGGAGAGCAGGAAGGACUGCGAGGAGUGGGUCUCCACCAUCAACAACAUCUCCAAAAGGAUCUACCUAAGUGAGAACGCAGAGGAGCUGGCAGCCAGAGUGAACCAGUCAGCUCUUGAAGCCGUGACGCCUUCGCCAUCCUUCCAGCAGAGACAUGAGAGCAUGAGACCCAGCAGUAAAGGGCGUGUGGGCCGAGCGAGCAGUAUCAGCUCUGUGGGCUCUGAGCCGUCGCCCGCCCUCUCUGUGCUCUCAUUGGAUGCACUGGUUGCCCCGGAAACACCCAUCCAGUUUGACAUAAUUUCCCCCGUCAGCGAGGAGAACUCAGCACAGAGCAAGACGGCAGCACAGUCCGGCAGGAGGAGUAAUCCAUUCGGAGAGUCAGGAGACGGCACAUCAGAGGACAGUGAAGAUUCGAUCCUACACCAGCUCUUCAUCGUUCGCUUCCUGGGCUCCAUGGAGGUGAAGACUACCGAGUCAGCAGAUGUCAUCUCUGAGACCAUGAGGCAGAUCCUGGCAGCCAGAGCCAUCCACAACAUCUUCAGGAUGACCGAGUCACACCUGCUGGUCACCUGCGACUGCCUCAAGCUCAUUGAUCCUCAGACACAAGUCACUCGACUCAGGUUCCCUCUCUCCAGUGUGGUUCAGUGUUCGUCCCAUCAGGACAACAAGAGGCUGUUUGGUUUCGUUUUGCAGCCGGCGACCGGUCGGGGUGACAGCCGAGCCGUCUGCUACAUCUUCGAGUCCAACAACGAUGGAGAGAAGAUCUGCGACAGCAUCGGUCUGGCCAAGCAGAUAGCUUUCCACUCUGAGAUGGACCGUAAGGCCGUGGAGAAGAGGAAGGAGCACGACAAGGCCAAAGAGAAACAGCAGGAAGAACUCAGCAAACAGAGACAGAUAGAGAAGGAUCUGGAGGAGCAGAGCCGCUUGAUCGCCGCCUCGAGUCGCCCAGCUAACCCGCCUGCCGCUGAUGGACAAUUUCUAGUGCUUAGCAACAGCCAAUCGGAGGACAGCGAUGCAGGGGAGGAGGGGAAGAAGAGGGGCGAGUCUGAAGCCUAACAAUAAUAACAAAGGAUGCAUGUUUUACCACCCAGGCGAGUCCCAGCUGGUAUUGUCAAAGCAACAGCUCAGGAAUCAGAGGAGGGGAACACCGCCCGCCUGCACGCCCGCAGGGACAGCUCGCUGCCUGGGACAGGAAAACAUGUGCUCCCUCUCUUGCUGGACUCUGAAGUUUGUGGUGGAGCCUGUCACUCUGAGGACGGAGGAUAAACUGAACGCACCCUCACUAUAAAGAGGGGGAGGGGAGUAUGAGAGGAAGCGUCUCGUCACAGACUCGUGUGUUUUAUUUCUGUGUGUAAAAACGCUGCUUUUUAUACCGGCUCCACUCUCCAGAAAAGGAUGCAAAUAUAGAUCUAACCUGUAAGUUUCUGUUUAUUAUGUUUAUUUUAUAGAAAAUCCUAACAGCAGUGACAGAGGAUUUAAAGCAAAGCAACACGUGUGGAAUUAUGAACCAGGAUCUGAAGGAGACAGAGUUGGAUUUGGACGAUGUGAGCUCUUGUUUAAGGGCUGUUUGGUCGCAGGUGAAGGCUUACCUGAGAUCCCAGAGGGCAAAAGGACAUCGCAGUAUUGUUGGUUUAAGAGUGAUAGAAACAAAAAGAGAAGACACAGGAGGAAGAGAGAGCAGGGAGUCCUUCCUGUUGUGAUGUGUUCAUCAGCUGACCAUUUUAACAGCAUCCUGCAGUGAUGGAUUUAAAAAAAAAAAAAAAAAAAAAAUCUUUAGGGUUGGGCGAUAUGUUGAAAUUCUCCACCUGACCACACCUGUGUGUGUUUUACACCCGUUUUCAUUAAUCAACAGGAAAAUGCGACUGUACACCUUCUGAAUUCAAGUUUCUCUCUGUCACCAAUCCAAGGUCCUGUCUACAUAUGUACAGAUAUUUUUGGAAACAGAUAUUUUCCUUGAUGUUUUGACCUCUCAUCCACAUGCAAACAGUUUGAAGUCAAUAAAUGAUUUUUUUAAGACGCCUUCUAAGGUGCAGAUUUGUUAAAACUCCGGUUACUUUGCAGUUGUGUGGACACGUAAAACAGAGCGUUUGAGAAACGAUGUCAUCUGCAGACAGAAUUUUUUUUUCUAAUUUAGAGGAAAAAUAUCUGUUAAAACAAUACCUGUAUACAUGUAGACGGGGCCCAAGACUAGCAUAGCUCCCUUGUUUACUCAUCGUAAAAUACACUUAAUUGAAACUCGACAGAAACAAAAUAUAAUCAACAAAACCAUCUUAGUUUGUCUUUCCAUUGCUACAACGAUCAAUAACUGUGGUUUGGUCAAAAUGAAACCUUUGGCUCAUUGAGUUAGAUGAUAAAAUAUGCUGCCUCUACACGCUGGUUUUCCCCGCUGUGUCUCAGUGUCCGCUGAGCUUCGGCUCAUUUUUUGGAGGCAGAUGAUUAAAUUAGCACAAAUAAAAUGACAAAAAUCGCUCCCUAAAAUAAAAACAAUAACCACUGAUGUACUGACCCGAUCAAUAUUCACUGAUAUAUAUUCGUCCUAUCGCCCAACUCUAAUUAUCCCCCAGUCGCUGGUUUUCACUCAUUUCACAGCAGAAUGAAAAUCGACUUAUAAGUCUUGAAACUUGCUGACUCACCAUCAUAGGAGAGCACUGAUUAUUAGUUGAUUAAUUAAUUAGUUGAUCAACAGAAAAUUAAUGUGCAACUAUUUUACUAAUCAAUUAAUCAAUUGUUGUUUUCAAGCAGAAAUGCCAAAGCUGUAAACGUUCCAGCUUCCCAUGUGUGAGAAUUUGUUUCUGGGUAUUUUUUAACUGUUUUCAGAUGUUUUAAAGACCAAUUAACUCAUAGAAAAAAACUGAUCGGCAGAUUAAUUAACAAUAAAAAAAAAUAAUUGUUAGCCUCAGCCCUACGUCAGAGUGGAAAUGACAACUUUAACUGUGAUGUCAUCACUUCAAUAGAGCAGCUGUACAUCCAGACUGAUUCGAAAAUACACAACUAAAGUGAAUCCUGAGUCUCUGCAAGCUGAUUUUCAUAAUAGUAAAGUGAGGUAAAUUGAAGGUUGCAGCUUCAUGAAGGUGGAAAGAAACAUAUUCUGAAAUCUACAACAUCAUCUAAUCAGGAUGGGUUUGUUGGUUUACAGGUCAAAAGAUUUUCUAGAUGUCUGCUGUUAAAAUUGUGCUUAAUUUUGACGACACAUUCUGCAAACAAAAUGACAAAAUAUUAACCUGUAAAUCAUGAAAUCAGUGCUCACUGACUAUGCUAUGCCAUAGAAACAGAUACUGCUGACAGUAAUUGCUGCACUUUUAUGCAAAAACAUGUUUGGAGACAAAAAUAUCUGCAAUUUUAAAAUAUUAAAAUAUUAAAUUUCAGCAACACAUGUUGUCGUAGAAGGUCAAAUUCUAUCAGCUGUACUUUAGCCAAAGUGGAAAUAUUUGGGCCCAACCUACUUUUGAUGUAGAAAAUGACUUCAUGUGCCAAUAUUAACUUCAUUAUGUCAUCAUUUUCUGUAUUUGUCGACGAAAUUGUAGACGUCAUAAGCCCUGCUUUGCCCAGCAUCCCCUGCAUGUCAUGCUGUUUGUAUGCAGUGUGUAUUGGCAUAUUGUCAGGACUGGAGCCAACAUGGCCGCCACUGGUACCCCUUUUCCACCACCAUAGAACCAGAUCCUUUCUGGUUUCUGAACCUAGUGUUACAGAGCAUUUUGACCAAAACUGAACUGGUUCAAAACCUGAGAAGUUGACUCUCAGCUGGAAAUGAAAAAUAGCAGGUUUUCCUUGACCUGAAGUACGAACCGUGACGACAUCAGUUGGCAUGUCAUGUUGUACAGGUUGGAAAGAGAGGAUGGAAAAGACAACAGUGGAAAAGUCAAGUGAGAAAUUGUCCUUCGUAGGUCCAUUAUUGUUUUUUGGUAAAAACAAAUACCUGCAAUAACAGAGCAAAAGUUUUGAAAUCUGGAAUUUUGCUACUCUUUACUUCCAUAGUGCAUUUUGCAACGCCCCUCGUUGAUGACAUAUCCUUGGAUACAAUGCUUCUGUGCAAAACUGUUGGAAUUGUGAGCUGUUUUGUUGGAUAGCACCAAGUUUCUAAGAAUCCUGAACAGAACGGUUCAAGAACCAGAGCUAAUUUGGUAGAAAAGGGGUAUGGAGGACCUUGAAGGUGUGAAACUUUAGAAAAGAAAAUCAGAUUUUUUUAACCUCUUUUAUUUGAAGAUUUUAUUCCAAAAUUAGAUGCCUGUAACUUCUGCCUCUUACACAGUGAACAGCUGCAUGAAAGUACCGCUCAACAAUGAGAAUCGUAAACUGUUUAUAGGCCACAAAAGAGCCAAAAAUGCUUCGCUCUUAUUUCUUGAUCUGAGUUUAAAAAGUUGGAGAUCAGCACAAGCACAAAUCUGAUCCUUUGCUGUAUUUGUUGGCACGUCUCCAUUCUGAAAACCGAAAGAAAAAAACGUUACGGCUCGACUUUUGUCUUCUCUGAUAAGCUGGUGCAUUUUACUCAUGCAGAAAACAUUAACAUUUUAACACAAACGUUCUGCCAAAUAAUCCGCUGAGUCAGUGUGUUCCUCCUGACGUCACAAUAUUUAUCUGUGCUUUAAUACAAAAUAUUUCUGUCAUUUGUUUGAGGCCUUUUUCUGUUUCUCACAGGUUUUAUUCAUUAAUCUUUUUAUCCCGAGUGAGUCACGAUGAUAAUCUGUAGAAAAACAACUGAACAAGCUUUAGUUCCAACAUCUAUAGACAUACAUGUAGGGAGGUGAAAGGUCAGAGGUCACAGGCUUCUGUGGGGAAGUUAGCAUGGCGAAGACGUUUCUAAAAGCCUCAAUCAACAGUUACUGAUGAUGAUUAUUUUGGGAUGGUGGGGAUGGGGGGAUGUUUUCUUGCUCUAACCAGGUGAAGAACGAGCUGCACUUUACUGAUGCAAGAAAACGUGCUUGGAUCGAUGAUGUUGAACUGUAAAUAUGUUUCAGUGAUGAUUGUUUCAGUGUCAUGAAUAAUUAAAAAAAGGCUUUUCAGUGAUAAAUAAAAGCACUAACUCCA